AACCACCCAGAUGCGCUCACCCAUCGUGAGUCAGUAAUUUGCUACCCCCUCUUCUACUUCCGGCAAUGCUUCCCCUCUACACAUUACUUGGUACGCUAGUUCUCUUCUCCCCCCAGCACGCAUCAUGUUUCGCUGCUGCAAAUCAUGAUACCCUCACGGUAGGCCAAGAGCUAUCCGUCGGCGACAAGCUCGUCUCAAGAAACGGCAAGUUCGCGGUUGGUUUCUUCACGUUCCAGUCAGGCCCGAGCACUUCAAGUAAGUCCAGCAACACCACAGCCUCCCCCCGUUGGUACCUUGGCAUAUGGUACAAUAAGAUUCCAGUUUUCACUACGGUGUGGGUUGCUAACAGAGACAAUCCAAUUACUCAUGAUGCCAAGCUCAGCCUGACACAGCUCAAAAUAUCACGAGACGGCAACCUUGUCAUCUUAGAUGGUGCCACCAAAUCUAGAAUAAUCUGGUCCACUGUCAUCAUCAAUAGUACAGAAACCGGCAGGCUAAACACUAGUGCUGUUCUCUUGAAUAGUGGAAACCUUGUUGUCAUCACCGAAAACUCAUCUAACCCAGUAACAUUGUGGCAGAGCUUUGACUAUCCAACAGAUGUUGUGCUUCCGGGUGCCAAGAUUGGCUGGAAUAAGGUCACUGGUCUGACUCGUCAGUACAUUUCAAGAAAGAGCAUGAUUGAUCCAGGUACUGGCUCCUUCUGCACUGAACUGCAAAUCAACGGGGCAUUGGUGCAUAGGAGCUGGAACACCUCUAAUGUGUUUUGGUCUUGGGGAACUGUAAGGUCGUCGGCUCCUAAACUCGUACCACUACUCCAGUCAUUACUUGACAUAAAUCCAGAGACUAGAGGUUUGAUUAGGCCGGAUUACAUCAACAACAGUGAGGAGGAGUACUACAAUUACACUUUACUGAAUGAAUCAAUUUACAUUUUCUAUGUUCAUGACAUAUCUGGUCAGACCAAGCUGAAUGUUUGGUCGCAAGCCAAACAGUCGUGGCAAACACUAUACACCCAUCCUAUUUCUCCCUGCACGGCAUAUGCUACCUGUGGACCAUUUACGGUCUGCAGCGGUAAUUCAAAUCCAUUUUGUGGCUGCAUGGAGAGCUUCUCUCAGAAGUCACCUGGGGAUUGGGAGCUUGGUGAUCACACAGGAGGGUGUGUCAGAGAUACUCCAUUAGAUUGCACUGAUACGAAAAACAAGACAAGUUCAACAGACAUAUUCCACCCCAUAGCUCAUGUUACAUUACCCAAUAACCCAGAAAUCAUAAAAGAUGCUACCACUCAAAGCAAAUGCAUAGAAGCUUGUCUCAGUUAUUGCCCCUGCACGGCCUAUUCCUAUAACAAUAGCAUAUGUUCUAUAUGGAAUGGGGAUCUGGUUGAUGUAAAGAAGAAUGAUGGCACUGAGAAUAAUUCUGAAGAUGUUCUUUACCUUCGCCUUGCUGCGACAGAUUUGGAAAAAUUGAGAAAGAACACCAAAAGAAAACCGGUCGCUAGAGUUAUUGUUGUAACAAGCAUUAUUACUUUUGGGUCCCUAAUGCUCAUCAUGCUGUUGUUACUGAUGUGGAGAAACAAAUCCAAGUGGUAUGGUGUGGGAUUACGUGACAGUCAAUGUGGUGGUGGAAUUAUAACUUUUAGAUACAGUGAUUUGAAUCAUGCUACGAAAAGUUUCUCAGAAAAACUAGGAACAGGUGGCUUUGGUUCGGUGUUCAAGGGUGUGUUAAGUGACCAAACUACUAUAGCAGUCAAAAGGCUUGAUGGUGCCCGGCAAGGAGAGAAGCAGUUUAGGGCUGAGGUGAGCUCAAUCGGAUUGAUCCAACAUAUCAACUUGGUCAGAUUGAUUGGUUUUUGCUGCGAAGGCGAUAAUCGGCUACUUGUGUAUGAACACAUGUUAAAUGGGUCUCUUGAUGCUCAUCUAUUUGGGAGCAACCCUAGUGUCCUGGAUUGGAACGCCAGGUACCAAAUAGCUAUGGGAGUUGCUAGAGGAUUGUCCUACUUGCAUCACAGUUGUCGUGAGUGCAUCAUACACUGUGAUAUUAAACCAGAAAACAUACUUCUGGAUGCAUCUUUCAUUCCUAAAAUUGCAGAUUUUGGAAUGGCAGCAUUUGUAGGAAGGGACUUCAGCCGAGUUCUAACUACAUUAAGGGGAACUGCAGGGUAUCUUGCCCCAGAGUGGCUCAGCGGAGUUGCAAUUACACCUAAAGUUGAUGUUUAUAGCUUUGGUAUGGUACUAUUAGAAAUCAUAUCGGGGAAAAGAAAAACACAUGAACAAGUAUACACAGGCAGCAAUCAUCAUGUGGCUUAUUUUCCUGUGCAAGCUAUCCUCAAGCUUCAAGCGGGCGAUGUGAGCAGUUUGGUGGAUCCACAAUUACAUGGCGACUUUGAUUUGGCGGAGGUUGAGAGGGUUUGCAAAGUUGCAUGUUGGUGCAUCCAAGAUGAUGAGUCUGAUCGCCCAACAAUGGGCGAACUAGUACAGGUUCUUGAGGGUCUCCAGGAGCUUGAUGUGCCCCCAAUGCCAAGACUCCUUGCAGCUAUUACGCAUGGAAUUCUCUGAAGAGUCUACUUGUGACAGUAAUGCUUCAUAGCCUAUGUUAAUAAUUUAUUAUUCAGCAAACUUUAAAUUUGUAGCGAGGCAUGGAAAUAAGAAAGUAAUUCAUGAAGAUUGAUUGUAAUUGUAAGGCAAGUAAAUGGCAUCCUUGCUAUAGUACUAAAUCUGUUAUCGUCAGUUUGACAUGUAUGUUGGUGGAUCAAAUACUAUUUGUACAGUGAUAUUUUGUUCUUCAACUUGUGAAUAGUUUGGUCA
Panicum hallii is the source of this 2798-nucleotide messenger RNA. Its product is annotated as G-type lectin S-receptor-like serine/threonine-protein kinase At2g19130. The record is from RefSeq and is a predicted model, not a curated record. The coding region runs from base 66 to 2549 and encodes 827 amino acids. The transcript has a single exon. Lineage: Eukaryota; Viridiplantae; Streptophyta; Magnoliopsida; Poales; Poaceae. Gene Ontology annotation, molecular function: protein serine/threonine kinase activity; ATP binding. Gene Ontology annotation, biological process: protein phosphorylation; recognition of pollen.